Messenger RNA from Mytilinidion resinicola, 908 nucleotides. RefSeq names its product UBC-like protein. Gene Ontology annotation, cellular component: nucleus. The coding region runs from base 188 to 610 and encodes 140 amino acids. The transcript has 5 exons. Gene Ontology annotation, biological process: protein K63-linked ubiquitination; DNA damage tolerance. NCBI's taxonomy places the organism in Eukaryota, Fungi, Ascomycota, Dothideomycetes, Mytilinidiales, Mytilinidiaceae. The record is from RefSeq and is a predicted model, not a curated record.
UUCACCUCCGUCACAGCACCCUUUAACUCAAGACUCUGGGGAAGCCGUGUCUAUUCCGCCAACGUGGCCUCACCUUCCUCCUCAACCGACUCUGUCAGCGCUAUAGAUCUACACUCUCUUUUCCAUCUCGAUACCCCUCCAAUCACGAAGUGGGGCAUACAAGUUAUUUGUUGCACCAGUCCACAAGAUGAGCGCUACGGUACCGAGGAACUUCAGGCUACUGGAGGAGCUGGAGAACGGCGAGAAGGGUUUGGGAGCAGAGACGUGUUCAUAUGGUCUCGAGAACGGCGAUGACUUGCUCAUGUCGGACUGGAAUGGUACGAUUCUAGGCCCGCCUCACAGUGUCCAUGAGAACCGCAUCUACACCCUCAAGAUCCACUGCGGCCCCCAAUACCCCGACGUCCCUCCAGAGAUUUCAUUCAUCUCCAAGAUCAACCUCCCUUGCGUAGACCAGAGGAACGGAAAGGUCGAUGCUUCAAAGCUACCGUGCCUGGUGCAAUGGAAGCGCGAGUUCACCAUGGAGACCAUUCUCAGCGAGCUUAGGAGGUACAUGGCUUUGCCCCAGCAUAAGAAGCUUCCGCAGCCAGCUGAGGGCGCUACAUAUGAUUGAGAUGAUAGAGGAAUACCACAAUACUAAGAUGUGGUUGCGGUAAGGUAUCAGACGGAUGAUGGGCUCUCAGGACAUUGCGUGGUGGACAACGACUCAGAAUGACUGAAUGUAGCGUGCUUUGGACAAUUCGGAGCCUAUACGGUAGCAUUGGUAUGGUGUUACGGACUCUGCAGUCUUUUAUGAGCUUAGGUGUUCUCUAGGAAGUGAAUCGAUGGCUCUCAUAUUACUCUGAAUCGAAAUGUGUUGGAAAUGAGGGAAGUUCCGGCCUACUUUCCCAGUAUUAUGAUACAAGUUCAAG